UAUACUGCAGAAAUCCACCUGUUUUACUCAGUCUGAAGUUUCUUUCACCGUCUUCAAGCAACAAUUUUCAGCUCUCUUCAAAACACUUGAACAAACCGAUUCAUCAUGUCGAACGACUGGUCUAACGGACUCUGCUCCUGCUUUGAGGACUUCUCCACCUGUAUCAUCACAUGGUUUGUGCCAUGCUACACCUUCGGAAAGAAUGCUGAACAACUCGGCGAGAACUGCGUUAUGUACGGACUCUCCUACUUCGUCCCAAUUCUUAACUUUUGGUGCAGAACUCAGAUCCGUGGAAAGAUCAGGGAGCAGAAGGGAAUCGAAGGCUCAUGUAUCAAGGAUCUCUUGUGUGUCCUGUUCUGUGACCUCUGUGCUCUGGUGCAGGAGUCUAGGGAGCUGUCAGGACCCGGAGGCCAGAGCAUGGCUCGAGAAUAAACUUAUUAAAACAUAGACUUGUCUUUAGUGAAUGUGGAACACAAGCUUAGUUGUUUUUGACUAUUUUUAAUUAAUACAUGACUCUAAAUCUGUGAAAUACACUUGUCUUCUGUUCAGUGAUAUAUUGAUGAAGAAAAUAAUGUGUUGGAAAAUA
Messenger RNA from Halichondria panicea, 586 nucleotides. RefSeq lists its product as uncharacterized. Lineage: Eukaryota; Metazoa; Porifera; Demospongiae; Suberitida; Halichondriidae. The coding region runs from base 106 to 432 and encodes 108 amino acids. The transcript is spliced from 3 exons. The record is from RefSeq and is a predicted model, not a curated record.